UCUUUUUGCUUAUUCAAUACAAGCAAUAGAGGAAGAAAAUCUCUGCUGUCAGUUCAUCAAUAUAUUUUUUGUACUGGAUAUGUCUGUAAAUUUCAAUGGGGGUGGCUGUAUUGAUAUGGAAGUUUGGUGUUGGAGGUUGUACAGAUAAGCUUCAACUGAGGAAUCGCAUCCAAGCGGAAAACAAACAGCACUUGCAGAUGGUUCAUCCAAUGCAGAGGAAAAAGACUUUUGUUUUUCUUUUUUUCUUUUCUUUUUUUUUCUCAUUUUAAAAACUGUAAUUAUACAUGAAACCAGAGUCCUGUAGCCCCGUUAUAUUGCAUCACUGUGUGUUCAUACAUUUACUAAACGGAACUGAUUUAAAAAGGACUACGAUUUCAUACUGAGAAUGAAAGGACUUUGAUUCACAUAGAUGGGGAGGCUCAAGACUUUUGCAAAGAAAAUAAAUUCUAAUCUUGUAUAAAGAAAAGUUCAAAAAAUUAGCAAGUGAUGCAAAAGUUCUCUGUGGUUUAUUUUUGUAUUUUUUCUUUUAAAAAAAAAAAAGCAAACUUUUUUUUCCCUUCUCUUUCUUGUGUAUGUGUGCUUCGGAACAACAUUUUUAGAAGUCUCGCGCUUUGUUUUCCCUCCUCAAAUCCUGUUACCUACUCAUUCCCAUAGUUUCCAUAUGCUUGUUCAGAAGUGGCGACUACUAGGGAGCCACAAUGUUUGCUCACAACCAUUGUAAACUGAGAGGGUUGGAGUUGGAGACGGAGUGUGAUUUUCUUGUUUUCUUUGUGUGUGUGUGUACGUUCUGAGAAAAAAAUGACAACAACAUGACAAUACUUAACAAUACAGAAGGAUCCGUGAGAAAAGGCUUAAGCUUGUUUUCCUGUGGACUGUCUUGGAGGCUUCGCUGGGAAAAGAAAAAUCAUUAGGUUCAUUGUUUUCAUCUACCAAUCCUGUUGAUAUUAGUCAAUAUUUUCCAUCAGACCCACUUUCUGUGUCUGAAUGUUACCUAAAAAACUUCCCCCCUUUAGACUUUUUUUUUUUUUUUACCCCAAUGUUUCUAGAUAUAUUUGUAUUAUUUUUCUUCUGGAGAAAAUAUCUAACCAUUCAGUCUUUUUAGGUUGUUCGUGUCUUUGCAGAUGAUUUUUUUGGGAUGCAAGUCUGUGUAUUGUGAUGGAAAUGUUUCCCAGAGGUUAAACUUGUAUGUCUUUUUGAAUGGAUCUGAGGAACAUGUUUUUUGUUUUCUUUUUGCAUUUGGAAAUGAGUGACAGAUGAUGGACAUAGCCAGAGUUUGAGCUCAGUUGUAAAUUAGUUCUUUCAAGUAGCAAGAGUUAAGAAAAACAGAGGUAAGAAAAAGAAAAACAAAACAGCAAAAAAAGAAAAACAAAAAAAAAAGAGAACUUGCCUUUUUUAUAUAAUUAUCUGUAACAAAAUGUUUUUACAUGUUGGUCAUCUAUUGAUUGCUUUUUGUGUCUUGACAUAUAAAAGAAAUGGAAAUCUGCCCUUUUUUUAUGUCCUUUAUGUGCUUCUUCACUUAGUAAGGAUUUAAGUUAAAUGAUAAGGCAGCUGAAAGCAUUAUGUAUUUUUUUCCUUAUUGAAUGCAAAGAUCACUUCUUUUCUCCUUUAUUUUUCCUAUCUGUAGUAUUACCAUUAGGCCAGAAAUUGGAGCGGGUCAUUUCAGAAUGAAUAAUAUUGAGUUCUUAAACUCUAGCUUUGGUUUAAUUUAAUACAUAUUAGAGUUUUAUAAUGACCAUGUGAAAUUCUUAUUAGUAAACAGAGGGCGUUGAAGGCAGUGAAGAUCAGCAGGACCAAUCAAAACUAUCCAUUUAGUUUAGGCCCGCCCAUGGUCGGGAGCUUCUACUGUGGAGUAUCCAUAGAAACAGGCACGACGGUGCCUGGUGUUGGCUUAGGAACGUACCUCGUAAGACGUUUGCUAUGAGGCUGAAUUGCUAUCUUGCUUCCUUCUUACUUUCUAAAUGUACCUCUUUGAGCAAUGGAUCAAUACAGUAUUUUGGGUAGAAUUGGCGAGGGAGCCCACGGCAUUGUUUUCAAAGCGAAACACAUCGAGACAGGGGAGACCGUGGCAUUGAAAAAGGUUGCCUUAAGGAAGCUCGAGGAUGGGAUUCCUAAUCAAGCACUUAGAGAAAUCAAAGCUCUCCAAGAAAUAGAGGAUAAUCAGUAUGUUGUGAAGCUGAAGGAUGUCUUCCCUCACGGCACAGGCUUCGUGCUUGUGUUUGAGUACAUGCUGUCAGACCUGUCAGAAGUCAUCCGAAAUUCUCAGAGGCCCCUGACUGAAUCGCAGGUCAAAGGUUACAUGAUGAUGUUACUGAAAGGGGUGGCCUUCUGUCAUGAAAACUCCAUUAUGCACCGUGAUCUAAAACCAGCUAACCUCUUGAUAAGCUCCACUGGGCAUCUCAAGAUUGCUGACUUCGGUCUGGCCAGACUUUUCUCCAAUGAGGGAGAUAGGCUGUACAGUCAUCAAGUGGCCACCAGGUGGUACCGUGCACCAGAACUUCUUUACGGUGCCAGAAAAUAUGACGAAGGUGUGGACCUAUGGGCAGUCGGCUGCAUUUUUGGGGAACUUCUGAACAACUCCCCUCUUUUUCCUGGAGAAAAUGACAUUGAGCAGCUUUGCUGUGUGCUGCGGGUGCUUGGAACCCCCAAUCAUCGUGUGUGGCCGGAGAUCACUGAGCUACCAGAUUACAACAAGAUCACAUUCAAGGAGAACCCUCCCAUCCCUCUGGAGGAGAUUGUUCCAGACACUUCUCCCCAGGCUGUGGACCUGCUCAAGAAGUUCCUGGUCUAUCCAUCAAAGCAGAGAAUCAGUGCAAGACAGGCGUUGCUGCAUCCCUACUUUUUCACGGACCCCAUGCCCGCUCAUCAUUCCGAGCUACCCAUUCCCCAGCGCGGGGGGAAGCACUCUCGCCAGCGUCUCCAGCCCCCGCACGAGUUCUCUGUAGACCGCCCUCUACAGGAAAGCUUGGUAGAUCCCGCACUCAUUGAGGGAUAUGCACAGUGAUGAUCGUGAUGCUCUCAUGGUAAAUGCUACUUAUUCAUUCUUUUUAUUGGCCACUUGGGUUAAUUUAUCCUCAUUCAUGUAAUAAUGUCACGAACCAUAAAGAAAAAGCCCCUUGGAAACUGAUCUUUGUCACAUGUGUUCCAUAGAUGGUCAUUAAACAAACUCUAUUUGUUCAAGAACAAAUACAUUUCAGGAUACAGAGUCCCGAAAUAGUGUUUAUAAAGGGCAAGUGCAACUUCAGGGGGUGACUGAAAAGUUUCACACCAGUAGACUAGUGCUGUCACAUGUGCUGUGGGGGCAUGUGUUUGAACUAGAGAUAAGAGGAGGUGGUUUUGGAUGGAAGAGGAUGAAAUGUGUUGUGUACAUUGGAGAUAAGACUCAUUCAUGGAAGUUUGCCAUCCUGGAACCUAAGAAAGUUAAAAUUCUGACUUUUUAAAUGAAAUACUGUUUGUGUGUGUGUGUGUGUUAAUGGGUUGGAAACGAUAUAAUUGUAAAUUGUUGUUUACAUUUUUUUUUUAAUAUGUAUAAAAAUGUACUGGAACCUUUGCCUUAAACAUUAAAGCACAUUUUUCAAUUCAGUUUUGCUCUCUUAUGUUAAGUGUUCCUGAGUAUUUUGUAACCGUUGUGUUGGAUGGUUUACAUCGCUCAUCUCAACCUCCCUGACAUAUCGGUGUACCCAAUGACAUUCUCUGUGCCUUUGCAUAUGUCGUUUUACCAAUAAACUGGUUUAUUAUCUACUCUA
Molecule: messenger RNA, 3743 nt
Organism: Clupea harengus (Atlantic herring)
Lineage: Eukaryota; Metazoa; Chordata; Actinopteri; Clupeiformes; Clupeidae
Gene: cdk20
Product: cyclin dependent kinase 20
Biological process (GO): protein phosphorylation
Cellular component (GO): nucleus
Molecular function (GO): protein serine/threonine kinase activity; ATP binding
Source: RefSeq, a predicted model, not a curated record